Messenger RNA from Mesitornis unicolor (brown roatelo), 1224 nucleotides. Its product is annotated as histidine--tRNA ligase, cytoplasmic-like. NCBI's taxonomy places the organism in Eukaryota, Metazoa, Chordata, Aves, Mesitornithiformes, Mesitornithidae. The record is from RefSeq and is a predicted model, not a curated record. Gene Ontology annotation, biological process: mitochondrial translation. Gene Ontology annotation, molecular function: identical protein binding. Gene Ontology annotation, cellular component: mitochondrion; cytoplasm.
GCAAAGGAGGUGGCGAAGUUGCUGGAGAUGAAGGCACAGCUGGGAGGAGAUGAGGGAAAACACAAGUUUGUGCUCAAGACCCCAAAGGGCACACGGGACUACAGCCCCAAGCAAAUGGCCAUUCGUGAGAGGGUCUUCAACGCCAUCAUCACCUGCUUCAAGCGCCACGGAGCAGAAGUCAUCGACACGCCAGUGUUUGAGCUGAAGGAGACGCUGACAGGGAAAUACGGUGAAGACUCGAAGCUCAUCUACGAUCUGAAAGAUCAAGGAGGAGAGCUGCUGUCCCUGCGCUAUGACCUGACAGUGCCCUUCGCUCGCUAUUUGGCGAUGAACAAGAUCACCAACAUCAAGCGCUACCACAUCGCCAAGGUGUACAGGCGGGACAACCCGGCCAUGACCAGGGGCCGCUACAGGGAGUUCUACCAGUGUGAUUUUGACAUUGCUGGCCAGUUUGACCCGAUGAUUCCCGAUGCCGAGUGCCUGAAGAUCGUGCACGAGAUCCUGAGUGAUCUGCAGCUCGGGGACUUCGUCAUUAAGGUCAACGACCGGCGCAUCCUCGAUGGGAUGUUUGCAGUUUGCGGUGUCCCAGACAGCAAGUUUCGGACCAUCUGCUCCAGCGUUGACAAACUGGAUAAGAUGCCAUGGGAAGAAGUGAGGAGCGAGAUGGUAGGAGAGAAGGGGCUCUCUCCCGAGGCUGCGGAUCACAUCGGGGAGUAUGUCCAGCUUCACGGUGGCCUGGACCCGAUCGAGCGGCUUUUCCUCGGCAGCCAAAAGCCAGUCAGCGUGGGGAGCGUGGCUGGAGGCGGUCGCUACGACGGGCUGGUGGGGAUGUUUGAUCCCAAGGGACGGAAGGUGCCCUGCGUGGGCGUCAGCAUUGGGAUCGAGCGGAUCUUCUCCAUCCUAGAGCAGAGAGUGGAGGCCUCUGAGGAAAAGAUCAGAACAACAGAGACACAGGUGCUGGUGGCCUCUGCCCAAAAGAAGCUCCUUGAAGAGCGGCUGAAGCUCAUCUCCGAGCUGUGGGAUGCUGGAAUCAAGGCGGAAAUGCUGUAAUUGAACCAGCUGCAGUACUGCGAGGAGACGGGCAUCCCUCUUGUUGCCAUUGUGGGCGAGCAGGAGCUGAAGGACGGAGUCAUCAAACUGCGGGUGGUGGCAACCAGGGAGGAGGUCAACAUUCGCAGGGAGACCCUGGUGGAGGAGAUCAGGAUGCGGACGAGCCAGCCUUAA